AUGAGGGCUGGGAUAUUGCCAGGUUCCCCACGCCUAGACAGGGAAAGUCGCGAGGCAGAGGUCGGAUUCGAACCACGGACCUUCCGGUCAGUAAAUUCGCGCUAUUAUUUGAAACUGGAAAAAGGUUGUAUCUUACAGUUCAGAGUCUUCGGGGAAAAAGAAGUGGAAGAAGUUUUUCGGAUGAUGGAUCGAAAUAAAGAUGGUGUGAUUUCGCAAAAAGAAUUCUUGCAGUUCUUGAAAAAAUAUGGGCACGAAAGAGAUGACAAGCACUUGUUGAACCUGUUUCAUAUGGCUGACUGUAAUGAUGACAAAAGGCUUUCGUUGAACGAACUCAAAGCAAUCCUAUGCCAAAAACACUAAAUAUACAAUCGGACUCUUUAAUCAUUUGGUUUUGUUGUCUACUUAAUCUAGCGCUGUUCG
Opisthorchis viverrini is the source of this 420-nucleotide messenger RNA. RefSeq lists its product as hypothetical. Gene Ontology annotation, molecular function: calcium ion binding. Bases 1 to 360 code for a protein of 119 amino acids. Lineage: Eukaryota; Metazoa; Platyhelminthes; Trematoda; Opisthorchiida; Opisthorchiidae. The transcript has 3 exons. The record is from RefSeq and is a predicted model, not a curated record.